Molecule: messenger RNA, 3305 nt
Organism: Xenopus laevis (African clawed frog)
Lineage: Eukaryota; Metazoa; Chordata; Amphibia; Anura; Pipidae
Gene: shox2.L
Product: short stature homeobox protein 2
Exons: 5
Coding region: 391-1332 (313 amino acids)
Biological process (GO): regulation of transcription by RNA polymerase II; regulation of DNA-templated transcription
Cellular component (GO): nucleus
Molecular function (GO): DNA-binding transcription factor activity, RNA polymerase II-specific; sequence-specific double-stranded DNA binding; DNA binding
Source: RefSeq, a predicted model, not a curated record
UAGGGAUUCUUGUCAAUCCGGGGGAUUAAUGGCCAAUAGCAACCUGCCCACAGAUGAUGUGGGAACCUGUAGGGCUUUAGUGAUGUUCCGCUGCCGCUGCUGCUAGGAUGCUCCCAGGGAGAAUGGGGGAUUCUCUGCUACUUUCAAGGGGAGGUAAUUUGCUGAGAACAAGGGGCAGGCUUUGCAAAGUAUAAAUAGUGCGACUUCAAUAGCACAUCCCUAUCUGAUGGGAAACUCUUAGCGGGCAGGAGGGACACAGAUCUCUAACGAGGGGCAUUAGGAAGGGGCGAACUCUCUAUCUCCCGCCGCCCCUUCAUGUCUGAUUGCUGAGCUUUCAGGGACCCUGCCAGCCAGAGCCCCGGCUUAUUAUUCUUAUUAUUAGCGCAGGCGAUGGAAGAACUUACUGCUUUUGUAUCCAAGUCAUUUGAUCACAAGAUCAAGGAGAAGAAAGAGAUGAUCACUUACCGGGAGGUGCUGGAAAGCGGCCCGGCGCGGGGCAAGGAGUCUGGCUGCGGAGAAGGGGCCCGUGAGGACGGACUAGCCGGGACCCGGUGUAUAGGAGGGGGCGGCGGCGGUGGAGGAGGAGGAGGUGGUGGAGGGGCCAGAUCCCCGGUUCUGGAGCUCGAUCUGUCCGUGGAGAGGAUCAGGGAGACUGGAAGCCCGAAGCUUACUGAGGUCUCCCCAGAGAUGAAGGAGCGGAAGGAGGAGCUGAAGCAGCAGGCGCUGGAGGAAGAGAGCCAGACUAAGAUCAAGCAGAGAAGGAGUCGGACUAACUUUACCCUGGAGCAACUGAACGAACUGGAGAGACUGUUUGAUGAGACCCACUACCCCGAUGCCUUCAUGAGGGAGGAGUUGAGCCAGCGCCUGGGCCUGUCAGAGGCCAGAGUUCAGGUUUGGUUUCAAAACAGAAGGGCAAAAUGUAGAAAACAAGAAAAUCAGCUCCAUAAAGGGGUCCUGAUAGGAGCAGGGAGCCAAUUUGAAGCGUGUAGAGUCGCACCUUAUGUCAAUGUGGGAGCCCUGAGGAUGCCAUUUCAGCAGGAUAGUCAUUGCAACGUGCCAUCCUUGUCCUUCCAGGUUCAGGCGCAGUUACAGCUGGACAGCGCCGUGGCUCACGCACACCACCACCUGCAUCCUCACCUGACGGCGCAUGCGCCCUACAUGAUGUUCCCGGCUCCACCCUUCGGACUCCCACUGGCGACCCUGGCUGCGGAGACGGCGACGGCUGCGUCUGUAGUUGCGGCUGCUGCGGCUGCUAAAACCUCCAGCAAGAACUCGAGCAUUGCAGAUCUUAGACUUAAAGCCAAAAAACAUGCAGCAGCUCUGGGACUGUGACUAGCACUGCAUGGGCCCUUAACCAGCAGGGCCCAACAGACUAUGUCUCAAAGCCCUUAUUUAUGAGCUGGAGUCUCUCAGCCAAACCCUUCGCCCUUUAUACCAUUCUGCAGGGAGUAGAAGGGCCCAGGUCAUGUGAUGGAGAGGACCCCUUUAUGCAGCAGAUUUUACUGGCCAGGUGAUGCUGAGCCUUUCAGUGGCCCCACUACCUGCAAACGUACCACUUUCUGGGGCCCAGUCCUCUGAUCACAUUUGCUAAACCACAGGAAGAGACCAUUUCUUAAAUAUUAGGGAUAUUUUUAUGCUAAUGUGUGAACAGUGGGGGUGCUGGGAGCACACAAUUUCUUUCUGCUGUGGAACUUGAAAGGGAAGGAAAAAAAAAUCUGUAAAAACCCUGGCACACAGAAACACCAGGGAAAAGAUGAGAUGGUGGGAAGUUCACAGGUUUUGACACUGACCCUUUUGUGCAAAGUUCACUUUAAUACAAGGAAUCUGACAAGUGAGGCGGGCCUCCUUAUGUCUCAUCUUCUGGAUGCACAGGCAAGUCUGGAAGAAUGAUUACAGAAAAAAAAAAUAACGACAGACUCUUUCUCUUCGAAUUUCUAACGGGGGAAGUGUAUUGUAGACUCGCUAGCAAAUUUCUGGUUUGCAUGUUCUUUGCCAUAUCAUUGAUGCUGUUUUUUGACUCACUUUGCACUUCAUCCUCAAUUGAAGCAGAGGGACAUUACAAAAGAAAUGAAGAUGAUGCCAAAAUACUGUAUUCCUUAUAGAACAAGCAUUUAACUGGGAAAUAAGAAACAAAACAAAAUCAACAUGCCCACUAUAUAUAUAUAUAUAUAUUUAAAGGUAAGGGAUGGCCCUCCAGCUUUUGUUAAGAUACAGGUCUGUUUCCUAAGGGAUGCUGGGAAUUGUAAAUCAACAACAGCUGGAGGGAAGAAGGUUGGAAAUCCCUGUCCGUAGGAAAUCAUUGGGUUCUAGGGCCGACGUUACAGGAAAGGGUGCCCCUAGAAAUUUAACAAUGGGAAGUGUUCUCUCUAAUUUAUUUCUGUCUGCAUGUGCACCACAAUUUGAUGUGUACACCCAGGAGUGCAGUGCUUAGAGGGAUCAUUGAAAAUAAAUGACAUAAAUCAGAGAUUUCCAAUCUACUGACCUCCAGCUUUUAUUGAACUACAACUCUCAUCUUAGGAGUGUCAGUGGGAUACUGGGGGUUUCAUUUUCACAACAGGUUUUACAUCCCUGAUGUAUAUACUGAUGUAUAUACUGACUGUCUAGCAACUGUUACAUAAUAUAUGUCAUUAGUAUUUUUAUAUAUGCUUUUAACCCCUGAGUGGCCCCUGUGCCCUAUUCUAAAACUGGCCCUGAUUACUUAGAAGACCAACUCAAUGAUUUUAAAAUCGUUAUGGUGCCAAAGAGGGCAUGGAACCUAUCCGCUCCUAAAAAUCCUGGCACUUAAAAAUCCUAGAGACAAGGAUCUCAUAUCACUUCUGGAUAUUACCCAAGGGCGUACUGUAUUAAAGCUGAUAUUUAAUGCACAACCCAUGAUAGCCUUUGGCUACAUGUAAAAUAUGUUAAUAAACAUGAACAAAGUUUAUUUUGGUUACAUUGUGAAUUGAUAGUCGGUUAGCAUUUGCAUUUUGAUUUCAUAAAAGGUGUAUUCUAUUCAAGUAAAUUGUGAUUUUUAUUUUGAAUACAUAUGGAUAUUUAAUGUUGGGGACCCGGAAGUUGAAAUGAUCACAGUUUGCUAGCAAACACUUAUUUGAGAAAAGUGAUGAUUGUGGGGAUUUAAAAAAGAAAAAUGCUCUUCUAUAAAUCAGCCUUGUUGGGUGGGCUUUGUAAUUAUUUGUUCUCCAUGAAAACAACUUAUUUAUAUAUACAAUAUUUUUUCCAGCGUGCUUUUAACUUAUUUUACACCACUUUGUAUGUUAUUGCUGCAUUGCAUUUGAUGUUGGUACAAUAUAUUUUUAAAUCACUCA